Molecule: messenger RNA, 3601 nt
Organism: Mauremys reevesii (Reeves's turtle)
Lineage: Eukaryota; Metazoa; Chordata; Testudines; Geoemydidae
Gene: SPRED3
Product: sprouty related EVH1 domain containing 3
Exons: 7
Coding region: 661-1932 (423 amino acids)
Biological process (GO): multicellular organism development; negative regulation of MAPK cascade
Cellular component (GO): membrane
Molecular function (GO): protein kinase binding
Source: RefSeq, a predicted model, not a curated record
CUCUUGUUCCCUCACAGCACAGACACCCCCAUCCCAGGACCAGGUGCAUCCCCCUAUACAAUGAGACUGACCCCCCCCCGAAGUCCAGUGCAGUCCCCCUGCAUCUGCCCUUCCUUGGGCACCAGGGACAGCAGAUCCCUCACCCAGUGUAAAAUCCACCCCUUCCCCAGAACCAUCUCCUCCACGUUACAAAGCCCCCGGGGGCUGUGCAUCCCCCAUACAAUGGCCUGCUGCCCCUGCCCCCCGCAUCCCAUGCAGUGCCCAGGGCACCAUGGACAGAAGCUUUCCACCCCAGCCAAGACCACAGCUUGCUCCUAAGCCUGGGCAGGCAGCACUAACUGCGGGGAGGCGUUAGCUGCAUACUGGCUGGGCUGGGGAGCCACGCCUGGGACAGCAGAUCCAGGGAAAGGGCAGCCACUCGGGGGAAGACGUUCGCCUGGGACUUGGGAGGCUGGCCUUGGGUUCCCUGCUCUGCUGUACACCUUGACCAGGUCCUUCAAGGCCAGAUUUUUAAAGGUAUUUAGGUGUUGCAAGGCCUAGAGGAUUGGAUAUAGGCUCCGAAGCGCCGACACGAUGAUGAGAUACAGGCUCCUGAAUCUGCAAGCUCCUGGUUCUCCACUCCCGGUGUAAGAAAUCAGUCCAGGCCCCCAGCUGUGUUACAUGCUUCGGGUGCGAGCUGUGGUGAUGACCCGAGACGACUCGAGCGGGGGAUGGGUGCCCAUGGGCGGGGGCGGCCUGAGCCACGUCACGAUCGGCAAGGUCCGGCGCCCAGAGGAGGGCGGGCGACGGCGCCAGUACCUGAUCUGCGGGGAGCGCCUGCGCGACCAGACCACCAUCCUGGAGUGCGUGCUGAAGAAAGACCUUGUCUACAACAAGGUGAACCCCAUCUUCCACCACUGGAAAGUCGGCGACAGCAAGUUCGGCCUCACCUUCCAGAGCCCCGCCGAUGCCGCAGCCUUCGAGCGGAGCGUGCAGGCCGCCCUGGAGGAGCUCGCCGAAGGUUCUCUCUCCUCCUCCUCCUCCUCUUCCUCCUCGUCUCAGGAUGACGCCGACAGGACGGAUGACGCAGGGUUGAUGCACACGGACAGCGAAUCCUCCUCGAACAGCCGGAAGGAAAUGCUCCCCAAACACAUCACCAUUGUGACCAGCGAGUCCUCCUCCAGCUGCUACAUCCGCUCUCCCGCCUCCGAGGAGUUUGCCUUCAGCACGGCCCAGGGGUCGACACCAACCAGCCAGGGAGGGCAGGUGCAGACCCAGCCCCUGCAGCACGUCACCCUGCAUGACGAGGAGGAGCUGGAGAGCAUCAACCCGUGCAAGGACCUGUGGGUGAGCAAGGGCUAUGAGGACUACAGGCGGGCGGCGGUGCAGAAGCGGGAAGCCGACCCCGACAAGGUCGGCAUGUGCGUGCACUUCGAGAAGGGCAGCAAGGAGCGCCGCUUCCCGGCAGCGGGGGGAGGCGGCGAGGGCCGCCUCAGAGACCCCAAGGGCUCCCCGUCCUGCCGGAUCCACGCCGCCCCUUCGCCCCCCAAGCAGAAGCACGCCAAGGAGCCGGGGGCCAGCGGCGGGGCGGGCGCGGAGGAAGACGCUGUGCCCUCCCGCUGCGUCUAUUGCCGGGACGUCUUUAACCACGAGGAGAACGGGCGGGGCCAGUGCCAGGACGCGCCGGACCCCAUCGGGCGCUGCGUCUACCAGCUCACCUGCAUGUGGUGUGCCGAGAGCAUGCUCUACCACUGCAUGUCGGACUCGGAGGGCGAGUACUCGGACCCUUGCUCCUGCGACCUGGGACACCCGCACUUCUGCGUCCGCUGGAUGGCGCUGGUGGCUCUCUCCCUCGUCGUGCCCUGCAUGUGCUGCUACCUGCCGCUCCGCGCCUGCCACUGGUGCGGGGAGCACUGCGGCUGCUGUGGCGGGAAACACAAGGCCGUGCGGUGAAGCCAGCCGGCGUGCGGCGCUCGUCUUGGCUUGGCUGGGGGGGAAGAGAGGCGAGGAGAUGGAGGCAGAGUCUUAAGUGGCGGCAGGGGGUCUGAUUCCCCCUUCUCUUGCACGCCCCACCCCCCGUGUCCCGUGUUUGGAGGGGGAGGGGCUAGGCGGUUUUAUUCCGAGUGUCGGGCGUGGCCGGUGAGUUUCAUUAUUUUUUUUCCUUUAAAAUUUCAACAUUUUGGGUCCUUUUUUAUAAAAAAUAAAUACAUGAAAAAGAAAUGAAAGAAAAAGAAAACAAACAAAAUGAUCGAACGACAGUCUCAGGAGAGAUGGGUAGAUGGUCGUGACGGGGGGCAGUUUUAUAUCCUCCCUUCCUCCUAGCUGGGGGAGGGGGGGACACACUCAGAAAAUUUAACCCCUCCUUCACCCAAUCCAGCUGUGUCCACACACCUGUUUGUGUGUGUGUGUGGGGGGGACCAAUAGACUAUGUAACCCCCUCCUUCCUUUACCCAGCCUGGGUGAGUCACAGGGAUUUCUUUUCAAUUUUAAAAAAGGAAUACAAAGAACAACAGAAGGAAAGAAAAUAUCAUAAAUGGAUACUUGUUGGAUUUUUAUUUUGUACUCAGGAGGAAGUCCAGGGAGCAAGAGAAACUAAUUUGUGCUGAAAAUGCCCAUAUUUAAAAAACAGAAAAACCAAAAAAAACCCCUUCCCUGCUGUAUUAUAUAGUAAACUGCAUGGGGAGAAGUUUAACUUGUGGAACUGCCCGCAACAUGAUUUUUCCACCGGAGCACGGUCCGAGAUCCUGCAGCUUUAUAACCGCACAAUACUGGGGUGUCCUUUUAACAAGGACGACGGGCAGACAGGGUUCGAUUUACAGGGUACACAAGCUGCAGCAUCCCUCCAAUUUUUGUCCCCCAUGCUCACCCCCAAAUACAGUUCCCGUGGUUUAUUUCUGGGUCCCAGACUGAACAAUGAAGUGUUUGGCAGGCUACCAUAUCCAGGGAAGUUAGGGAAGGGUUUUCUGCAGCUCCCCAUGUGACACCCCCUUCCCCGUUCAUGUCUGGCACCGACCUCUGUUUUACCCCAGUCACCACAGAGCAGAGAGCUUGUACAAUUCCCCUCUCUCCCAGCAGGACAGGGGUAAGACCGCGAGGCCAGCCUGGCCCCCGGGGGCGAUGGAUUGGGGAGGUCUCUGGACUCCAUGGGAAUCUCCUCCCCCACCCAGUGGGCAAAGAUGGGUUGGGUUUCGAGCCCACCUGAUACCAGGCAGAGGGAGAUAGAUGCUGCAGGGGUGCCAGGCAAAAUCUCUUGGGCAAAGCACCAGUGGCAGGGCAGAGUAUACCUAGAUCAUAGCUUCUUAAGCCCAGGGUCGCGCCCGGCCUCCCUGUCAUUGGCGCAGGACGGGAAGGGGAGUCAGACCCCGAAACUGUUAUUUACGAGCUGUUGUAACGUGGGGUCGUGGUGGUCGCCCAAGUCCCAAACAAAUGGGAGCCGUGCAGCCGCUGCUCUCUUUGUAUUAAACCCAUUUGGGACGUCUUACUGCCGAAAAGAGGAGCUGGAUUCCUAAGGAGUUUGGGGUGGAAGAAGUACUGGACUUGGGAGUCAGGACUCCUGGGUUCUCUUCCCAAAUCGGAGUGAGGAUAUGAUCUAGUCAGUGAGUUAGAGCAGGGGGGCUGGAAG